AUGGUAAAUUUGAUUAUAGAACUGAGGAUUGAAAAGCCUGAAGUUGCAGAUAAAAGAACGGAAGAAGAUAUCCUAGCAGACAAAUUACUAAUUGACAUCAUCGAUAGAGAAUCCAAUGUAGAAGAGUCAAAAUCUCUUAAGUUAUAUGUCAAGAGUGAGACAAUAGACUUGUUUACUUUCUCUAAUAAUGAAUUUGAAGAAGAGGGAGAUUUUAACAUGAUCAAUAAGUUAAAUGAGGAAAUUCCAGAGUCACCUGAUAGAGAGCAACAUCAACCUGAAUCUUCUGUACAUCAAAUGGAGCAACAUGUCAGAACUGAAAAUAUUCGGUCAUUGAAACUACUUGAUAUCUCGAGUAAUGGUUUGGUAGGCCCCAUCCCUGAAUAUGGGUUCGGAAAUCUCAUUGAAUUGGAUAGGAAGACUGCCCAACAUGACCACAGUUGUCCUACACAACAACCAGCUCAUGGGUCCGAUACCAUCAUCGAUACAAAACUUGAGCAAGUUAAAAGUCCUUCAUCUUCAAAACAACAAGCUAACAGAAGAAAUCCCAAUUGGGUUAUUCAAAAUCUCACCAAUCUCCAAAUUCUUGAUCUCUCUGGUAACAAGCUAACAGGUAGUAUUCCAGUGGAAAUAGAAAAUCUCACAAGAACGAUCGAAACUCCGGUACACAUGUCAACAUCCGGUCCCAUUAUUGAUACAAUCUCUAAUCUUUACAUUUCCCCUUUUUUCGACCUAAUCCACAUUGACAUUGAGGACUUGAUAGUGAAUUGGAAGAACUAUUUUCAAGGCUUAUCGAGUCAUAGCCUUGAUAUAUACUCUUUGUUGGACUUUUCGAACAAUAGAAUCUCAAGUGAAAUCCCGGAAUCAUUAGGGAAUCUCAAAAGCCUAAAAGAGCUUAACAUUUCAAACAACAACAUCUCCGGGCAUAUUCCAGUGUCUUCCAGCAAUCUUAAAGGAAUAGAGAGCUUGGAUUUGUCACACAGCAAAAUCUCAAGUUCGAUUCCUAAAUCGCUAGCAAAGUUGGGUGAACUUGCAAUUCUGGAUGUGAGCAAUAACAAGUUGACCGGUAAGAUACCUGUUGGCGAGCAAAUGAACACAAUAAAUGAGUUGAAGUAUUUUGCCAACAACAACGGAUUAUGUGGUAUGCAGAUUAUGAUCCAGUGUCCAGAGGAUAUCCUACCAUCAGAAGGAAUAGAAAUAGGGGAGGAUGACGAGAAACUAUCGUGGAUAUUUUGGGUGGGAAGUUGGAUCGGUAUUCUAGUUGGGUUCUUCUUAUCAAUCUUGAUCAUGGGCUAUUCACUCGACUUUCUUCAACUCUUCAAAAUCUGGUGA
Molecule: messenger RNA, 1329 nt
Organism: Cynara cardunculus var. scolymus (artichoke)
Lineage: Eukaryota; Viridiplantae; Streptophyta; Magnoliopsida; Asterales; Asteraceae
Product: probable LRR receptor-like serine/threonine-protein kinase IRK
Exons: 3
Coding region: 1-1329 (442 amino acids)
Molecular function (GO): protein binding
Source: RefSeq, a predicted model, not a curated record